Molecule: messenger RNA, 1126 nt
Organism: Gloeophyllum trabeum ATCC 11539
Lineage: Eukaryota; Fungi; Basidiomycota; Agaricomycetes; Gloeophyllales; Gloeophyllaceae
Exons: 4
Coding region: 1-1011 (336 amino acids)
Biological process (GO): cell surface receptor signaling pathway; cytoskeleton organization
Cellular component (GO): cytoplasm
Molecular function (GO): protein binding
Source: RefSeq, a predicted model, not a curated record
AUGAAUAAAUUGACCCCGAACGCCCAUUUAUUGAAUCCAGUACCACAAUAUUUGGUGAGAGUGCUCCCGAGUCCCUCUCCGAAUGAUCCUGACAAGGUCCCCAACCCCCAGAGGGCGCUAGUCAUAGACUAUUUGUUUCAGAACUGUUAUACUGAUACGGCACAAGCGCUACUGAACGACAGUGGCGUCAGACAGCUAGACGCGGAUGGGGACGAAAUCAUGACCCCGCGGCCUUCCGACGCGCUGUCUCUUCCCCCGGAAGCCAUCCGAUCACUCGAGUUGCGCAGAGAAAUCCGCGGAAACAUUCUCGCAGGCCGUAUCGACCAAGCAACAGACAUGGUCAAUAAACACUUCCCAACAGUACUUUCUGCUCCUCCGUCUUCUCUUUAUGAUCCACAGGCCUCCUCAUCCAGCCAAUUCCUUUAUGCACGCUCCCUCGAACCGAUGCACAUCAACCUCAAUCUGCGCAUACAGGCCUUCAUCGAGGCAGUGCGCACUGUCCCCCUCAACUCCGACUCCCCGACACCUGCUCACGCCGACACAGACGCCCACAAGGUUCAACUCAUUCAAUCUGCUCGCAAACUAAACGUCCUCGUUCAGGCCCUGCCAGAUGCGGACGAUAGAAAGCGAUACUCGGACGAGCUGAAGCACGUCAUGAGUCUACUGGCGUAUACUGUGCCCGAGAACAGUCCUGUGGCGCGAUACAUGGGCCCCGAGAGGCGGGAGGCUGUUGCUGACCAGGUUAAUAGUGCUAUCCUCCAUCGAACGGGCUAUCAGUCUGUAUCAGGUAUCGAGCUCUCUGCUCGGUAUACUUCCGUCAUAUGGUCGUUCCUACAUGAGAUGGAAGUGAAGUCGCCAGCCGAGAGCAGUAGGCCUGCUGGUAUCCGCCUAAAUCCUACAACCGAGAGCCCCAGCCCUGCUUCGGCACUUUCGACUAAGACCACCGGCGCUGACAAAGACAACGAAAUUGUACCAUCGUUUAGUCUCCACCAGUUCCUGGCGAAUCCAUGACUUAUCAUUUGAUUCUCGCCAUGAACGGUCAGGAACGAGCGAUGCCUAAGUACGUAUGCCUUCUCCCUGUCCCCUGUACACGCAACGUUCGACUUGUUGGACGAAUGAGAGCCGC